AUGGGCAUCGAGAGCGUUCUGGCAGGGGGUUUGACCACGGCCUCGACCGGGUUCUCUUGGUUCUAUCCAGUCCUCGCCGCGGCGCUCGUCUACUUCCAUUACGAAGUUAUGGACAACGAGGCGCCGCCAAUUAACGUGCCGUCUGAGGUGCUAUUACACUCGUAUGAUUUCAUAGUGAUAGGCGGCGGCUCGGCAGGUUCCGUGGUGGCGAAUCGUCUUUCUGAGAUCGAGAAGUGGAAUGUGCUGCUGUUGGAAGCGGGCGGCGACGAGACGGAGAUCUCGGAUGUGCCCUUGCUCGCCGGCUAUCUCCAGCUCAGUCAAUUGGACUGGCAAUACAAGACCGAGCCGCAGAUCGGUGCCUGUCUAGCGAUGGAGAACGGUCAGUGCAACUGGCCGAGGGGCAAGGUGAUCGGAGGCUCGUCGGUCUUAAAUUACAUGCUUUACUUGCGCGGCAAUCGGCGGGAUUACAACACAUGGGAGGAGCAGGGCAAUCCUGGUUGGGGCUGGCGCGAGGUCUUGCACUAUUUCAAGAAGUCCGAGGACAACAAAAAUCCAUACCUGGUCCGCACGCCGUACCACGCCGAUGGCGGAUACCUGACGGUGCAGGAGGCGCCUUGGCACACGCCUCUGGCAGCGGCCUUCGUCCAAGCCGGUCAAGAAAUGGGCUAUGAGAAUCGCGAUAUCAACGGCGAGUAUCAAACCGGCUUUAUGGUCGUGCAGGGCACACUCAGGCGCGGCAGCCGUUGCUCCGCCGCGAAGGCCUUCCUCAGGCCGGUGCGGCUCAGGAAGAACCUGCACGUGGCGAUGCACGCGCACGUGACCAAAGUGCUGAUACAUCCAAAGUCGAAGCGCACUUACGGCGUGGAGUUCGUCAGAGACGGCAAGGUGUUCCGUAUACGCGCGAACAAGGAGGUGAUCGUAUCCGGUGGCGCGAUCAACUCGCCCCAACUGCUGAUGUUGUCCGGAAUAGGGCCAAAGAAGCAUCUGCAGGAAUUCGGGAUCCCCGUGAUACAGAAUUCGAAGGUUGGGCAAAAUCUUCAGGACCACGUCGGCCUAGGUGGACUCACAUUCAUGGUGAAUCAGGAGAUCUCCAUGGUGCAGAAGCGGCUGGAGAACACCCAGGUAGUGAUACAAUACGCCGUGCUGGGCGACGGGCCGCUGACGGUGCCGGGCGGCGUCGAGGGCGUUGCUUUCGUCAACUCCAAGUACGCGAACGCAUCGCUGGACUAUCCCGACAUCGAGUUGCACUUCGUCUCCGGCUCGAUCAACUCGGACGGUGGCACUCAGCUACGUAAAGUGCACGGGCUCACGAAGCAAUUCUAUGACAACGUUUACGGGCCGAUCAACAACAAGGACACGUGGAGUGUGAUCCCCAUGCUGCUGCGGCCCAAAAGCCGCGGUGUCAUCAAGCUGCGCAGCAAGAACCCUUUCGACCACCCUCUCAUCUAUCCGAACUACUUCAAGGAACCGGAGGACAUGGCCACGCUGGUGGAAGGAGUGAAGAUCAGCGUGGCCUUGAGCAGGACAGCCGCCUUCCGACGAUUCGGCAGCGAGCUGUACUCGAUGCAGUUCCCAGGGUGCAAGCAUAUCCCUAUGUAUACGGAUCCUUACUGGGAAUGCAUGAUUCGACAUUACAGUGCGACGAUAUACCACCCGGUUGGCACAUGCAAGAUGGGAGGGUACUGGGAUCCCGACGCUGUGGUCGACCCGCAGCUACGGGUUUACGGCGUGGCUGGGCUGCGCGUGAUCGACGCCUCGAUCAUGCCGAAUCUCGUAAGUGGAAACACGAAUGCGCCCACGAUCAUGAUCGGCGAGAAAGGCGCCGACAUGAUCAAGGAGUAUUGGCUGAAACGGAAGCACCCGCCUGAGUUUAGUAAACAGAGCCGGAGCAGUCUCGUUACUUGUCGCAACAGUCCCGAACUCCAUAAAAUAAUGGUUCGUCUGACCGCGACACGUAUGCUGGCCUCGUUCCGGUCGGAAAAGUUUUUCAUCGCGGUAUUGUGGUACUUCAUCAUCCACCUACGUCCAGACGUCCUCGACGAGGAGAAUCGCGUGCGACAGGUGCCAACGCGGGAGUUGUUAGCCGAGUACGAUUACAUCGUGAUCGGCGGAGGAUCAGCCGGUGCUGUGAUGGCUAGUCGAUUGUCGGAGGACCAAGAUAAUACCGUGCUGCUGCUCGAAGCCGGUACGGACGAGCCAGUCUUGUCAGACGUGCCGUCCCUUUUCCCACUUUUGCAACGCACGUAUUUGGACUGGUCCUUUCAAUUAGAACCGUCACCCAAUUACUGCUUGGCGAUGCGGAAUCAACAAUGCAGGUUUCCACGUGGCAAGGUACUGGGUGGUAGCAGCGUGCUCAACGCGAUGUUAUACGUUCGCGGUAACAAAAAGGAUUACGAUUCCUGGGCGGCACUCGGUAACACCGGAUGGGAUUAUGAGAGCAUACUGCCGUAUUUCAAGCUGUCCGAAGACGCCAGGGCCGAGGAUCUACACGACUCGCCGUAUCACCAAAGGGGCGGAUACCUGACGGUGGAGCGUUUCAAAUAUACUUCGCCGGUCGUCGAUUAUAUCGUUCAUUCCGGUGAGGAGCUGGGAUAUCCGAUACGCGAUAUAAACGGGGAAAACCAGACCGGAUUCACGUACUCCUACGGUACCGUAAGGAAUGGACUGCGAUGCAGCACCGCCAAAGCUUUCAUACGACCCGCCUCGAAAAGGAAGAAUCUACACGUCAGCUUGGAAUCGUUCGCGGAGAAGAUCCUCGUGAGAAACGACGGCAUAUCGAAGAUAGCAUAUGGAUUGCAGUUUCGUAGGGGCACGAAACGUUUCGUAGUUCAUGCGAAACGUGAAAUUAUUCUCUCCGCGGGUGCGCUACAAUCACCGCAGUUGCUGUUGCUGUCGGGUAUCGGACCGCAGGAUCAUCUCGAGAAGAUGAAGAUCCCAGUCGUACACCACGCACCCGGCGUAGGACAGAAUCUUCAAGAUCACAUAUCGAUGGAGAUACUCUACGAAGUCGAUCCUCCGCCCGGCAUCCCGAACCCGGAUUACUUCACCCUGAAACUAUAUAAAUCCGUAUCGAUGGACACCAUUCAGCAAAUGGUACGAAAUCAUUCCGGAAUGCUCUACAUGACUUUGGUCGGCGGGGGAAUGGCAUUCGUCAAUACCAAAUACGCGGCCGAAACGCCCGACUACCCAGACAUUCAGCUGCUCUUCUCGGGCGCCUCGACUGUGUCAGACGCUGGAAUUGCCGUAUUACAUGUCGACGACAUCGAGCCGGACGUCCUCACUGACUUAUACGACAAUGUGACGAAUCAUCACACUUUCGAAUUCUAUGCAAUUCUUCUUCGACCACGCAGCAGGGGUCACGUCAAACUCAAAUCAGCCGAUCCCAAUAAGGCUCCCGAAAUCGUUCCCAAUUACUUCGACGAUCCUCGCGAUCUGCAAGUUCUGGUGGAAAGCGUAAGGUUCAUGGAGAAGAUAAGUCGCACGCACACUAUGCGGGAAAUAAACGCGCGAUAUGGUCAGAGGAAAAUUAAAGGAUGUGUGCGGUACGACGCUUCGUCGGACGAAUAUUGGGCUUGUUACGCGCGUCACUUGACAACGUCGAUUUACCAUCCGGUUGGCACUUGCAAGAUGGGACCUAUUAGCGACAAUCAGGCCGUGGUCAAUGCCAGAUUAAAGGUGCACGGGGUCGCGGGACUGCGAGUGGUCGACGCAUCGAUAAUGCCGACUAUUGUCUCCGGUAAUACCAAUGCACCGGUGAUUAUGAUCGCGGAGAAGGCGUCGGACAUGAUAAAGGAGGACUGGCGGGACGUGGCUUGAUCGUGCGCGCACAUGAAUACGCCGAAUGAAUUUAGUAUAAUUCUAGCUUUACCUUUACAUUGGGAGAAAAAUAUCUGCACUUGCAAAUAUAAUCAUCAUAGUGAAAGAAUUAUAGUCAGGAUAAAUUUUCUUUCAAGUGUUAUCGAUAGUGUCGAUGAUAACAAUCUUCACGUACAUGCUGCUACUAUUAUUUUUGUUGUUAAAAUCAUAAAAAGGGUAUAGUUGAGGCCGACAAAGUAGCUAUAAUUUUUUCUCCGUGUAUUAGAUUUCGCCUUGUCGGACAGAACGCGCGUUUUAUAUCAUAUUUAAUGAAUAUUGCUCUA
This is a messenger RNA of Dinoponera quadriceps, 4139 nucleotides long. RefSeq lists its product as uncharacterized. The record is from RefSeq and is a predicted model, not a curated record. The coding region runs from base 1 to 3816 and encodes 1271 amino acids. The transcript is spliced from 9 exons. Gene Ontology annotation, molecular function: oxidoreductase activity, acting on CH-OH group of donors; flavin adenine dinucleotide binding. Lineage: Eukaryota; Metazoa; Arthropoda; Insecta; Hymenoptera; Formicidae.